CACUGUCACUGUUCACGGAUUUACCACCUAACCUUUCUUCCUUCAUUCAUGCCUGCGUUCUGGUCUUUCUUCUCGCGAAUAACCAGUACACCGCAGAGUACCUUUAUAUUUCGGGACAACGGCUGACCUUAUUUUCCUCAGUCUCUUUCAUCACUUUAGCCUGCUGCCCGCACACAAACCCAAACAAUGAGCUACCAGCAAGGCCAACCACAGCUUGGGGCUACAUUCGUUCCCGGUGGUUUCGAUGACUACUAUAUGCCGGCACCCUCGCCAGAGGUCAUUUCGCCAGCUCCUCAGCGGAUAAUGCCUGAGGUGCCCGAGAACAUGCAGGAGAACAUUGCCCACAUGGAACUCGAGGCCAACGGACCGCGGAAUCCCCAUGCGCCCAUGUCGCCUCCUCUAGCACAAUCGCAUAAUCAGACACAAAACUUUCCCCCUCGCUCGACGAGCUUCCAAAGUGACCACCAACCCGCCGGCGGCGCACAGGGUGGCCAGUCACCCUGGCCCCAAAGACACCAGAGCAUAUCCUCUACCUUCAAGCAACCCCCCAAUGUACAACCGCAGCCUAUUCAGCAGCUACAGCACCAUCAACAGCAGCAGGCAUCUCACGACUAUAGUCAAUUCGCAGCAACGAACGAUACCCCCAACUUCUCCCCAUUUCCUCAGCUCCAAUCUCGCCCUUCAAACGUCCCGCCUUCCGAUGACGAGAAGGAGGCAGUCCUCGAGAAUGCCCGUUUGCCCGUUCUCAAUUCCAACGAUCCCGAGAUGCAGCUUGCAUGGGCACAGGACGCUCUAUCAUAUGUCGACGCCGCAAUGCUGCACGAGCAGCGCCUGGCCUUGAUACACGAAGCACGACCCGUCACACCACAAGUGGAGCAUCAACUCAGGGUCGAUGCUAUGAAUGUGGUUAGCUUCCUUGCAGAUCAACAUCAUCCAAAGGCCGAAUUCAUGCGGGGAAUGUGGCUCGAAUUUGGCAAGUUUGGUCUACGGGUCGACAAGAAAGAGGCGUUCAGGUGUUAUACGCGCGCAGCAUCAAAAGGGUAUGCGCGGGCAGAAUAUCGCAUGGGCAUGCAAUUCGAGCAAUCAAAUGACCCCAUCAAGGCACUCCAGCAUUACAAGCUGGGCUCGGAAGCUGGCGAUUCGGCCUCUAAUUACCGCCUCGGAAUGAUGACAUUGCUUGGGCAGCAUGGGCAACCCCAAGAUUACGCAAAGGGACUACAGUUGAUCAGGCAGGCAGCCAGCACUGCCGAUGAGAAUGCCCCACAGGGCGCCUACGUACUGGGUAUGCUCCAAGCCCGCGAACUGCCCCAGAUCAACGUGCCGGAAGUCUAUCUACCUUACGACGACAAGGCUGCGAAGCAGAAUGUCGAAAAGGCGGCCUACCUUGGUUUUGCAAAAGCCCAGCUUAAGAUGGGCUCUGCUUAUGAGCUCUGCAGCAUGGGCUGCGAAUUCAAUCCGACCUUGUCCAUGCACUAUAACGCCCUCGCUGCCAGGCAAGGAGAGUCUGAGGCCGACAUGGCGAUUAGCAAAUGGUUCCUAUGCGGCUAUGAAGGGGAGUUUCCGAAGAAUGAGGAACUCGCAUACGAGUAUGCCCGCCGCGCCGCUCUAACAGGCCUCGCCACGGCAGAGUUCGCAAUGGGAUACUUCAACGAGAUUGGCAUGCACGUUCCGGUCAACCUUGAACUGUCGCUAGAAUGGUAUGAAAAGGCAUCAAAGAAUGGAAACAAGGAUGCUGCUGCACGCAUCGAAAGCAUCUCCAAAUCUCGCACACUCUCCAAAACCGACCACGAAAAGAUUGCCAUCAACAAGAUCAAGUCGCAACAUGGCUCCAUGCGCGGACAACGCCCUGCGAGAUUGCAAAAGGCUGCGGCGCCGGCGCUACCUACCGUCGUAGACAACAGCCCAUCCGACUACGGCGAUUCGCCCUCGUUAUCGACGCCCACCUCUCGCUUCCCCGAUCGGACGACUUCCACCACCCCGUACCCAAUCUCGGACAAGCCCCCUAGUGUCGGUAGCACUGCACCAACCUCCGCGCCGUAUGGCGACCGUCCGGCCACCGUUACUCCAUACCCCAUGGACAACGGGCCUCCCAAUCUAGGCGGUGGCGGCGGUCCUAGGCCGAUGGCUGGAGGUUUCGCACCAGAAGUACGCUCGGCCACCGCGCGCCCUGAUGCGCGACCCUCCUCGUCUGCCUUCAACAUUAAUCCAAACGUUUACAGUCCCGGCUCAGGCCGUGGUUCUGGUCCUGACGGUUAUGGACGUGGCCGUGGCAAUAUGGGGCCACUUCCUUUGCGCCCCAACACCAGCGUGGACGAUAUGGGACAGGGUAGAGGGAGACUUCCAAGUGGAGGGUACGGCGGUGGUCCCCCGCCAGGUGCAUACAGACAACCAGGCGGGCCAAGUGCUGAACGGCCAGAGGUUCGACCGGCGACCGUUCAACCCGCCGAUAUUGGCUUCAACGCGCCGGACGGUCGUAACAAGCUCCAGAAACCAGGCCAGCCGAUCAAGAAGCAACCGACCCUGCCUGAUAUUGGCUAUAUCGCACCUUUAGAGACCAGACAGCACACUCGACCUUCGACAGUACAGCCCGGUCAGGAAAGCAGAGGCUCGAGCCGUCCAGAACGUCCCUCAACCGCUGUUUCUGGCGGACGAACAAGCUCACGCCCCGGCUCUGCUGGACGACCCUCACAGCAUGAACCGCUGGCGCGGCCAGGCACCACCACACCGAAACCGAAUCCUUCACAUCAGACCCCCAAGCCGAAUGCAGCGCCUGCCGGAAAGCCGCCUGCUGCGAAACCACCUGUUGCGAAACCACCUGCGCCUGCCGGUCCCCCCGGAAAAGGCCCCAAAACCUUCGAUGAAAUGGGUAUCGGACAAGCGCCCAAGGAUAACGAUUGCGUUGUCAUGUAGUUCAAAAUGCUUAUGGAGAUGCAUGAUGCAUGAUUGGGUAUUAGAUAUCAUUGGGCUUUUUAACAAGGUGAUUUUGCAUAGCGAAUUGUUUCUAGAUAGAUAUGGUACAGUCAGUCAAGCGCGCUGCUGUGCCUCUGACUGACUUUCCUUUAUACCCAUGAAAGACGAAACGAUGCGUUUGAAAACUGUUGGCUUGUCAUCGUCUCCCCAACUUGUCGUGCGCUGGCGUGCUUUCGCUCAAAGCCCUUGGUUAAGUC
Molecule: messenger RNA, 3167 nt
Organism: Aaosphaeria arxii CBS 175.79
Lineage: Eukaryota; Fungi; Ascomycota; Dothideomycetes; Pleosporales
Exons: 3
Coding region: 187-2910 (907 amino acids)
Molecular function (GO): protein binding
Source: RefSeq, a predicted model, not a curated record